UUACAUCAUGUCAAAUUUAUCUCAUACACAGCGUGUUACAAUGCUGUAUAAGACAAUUUUAAGGUUACAUCGUGGUUUACCAACUGAUAUUCAAGCUUUAGGAAAUAAUUAUGUUCGAGAUGAAUUCAAAAGACACAAAACAUGUGAUGAGGCUACAAAAGACAUAUUUCUAAAGGAGUGGACAGAAUAUGCUAUAAUGCUUACAAAACAACUUGGAUUAAAAGGACCGCAUACAGCUAUCCCUCUAGGUGAGAAUUUGAAAGAAGAAGAUUUUAGCAAAUUUAGGGAUGAACAAAUAUACCAAUUGUAUGAAUUAAUGAUAGCAACAACUGGUAAAGUCAAAAAGAAUGUAAACGACACAUAACUUAAUUUUUCUAAAAUAUUGAAAUAGUUUAUAUUAUAUAGUUUUUAAGAUAU
Molecule: messenger RNA, 417 nt
Organism: Eufriesea mexicana
Lineage: Eukaryota; Metazoa; Arthropoda; Insecta; Hymenoptera; Apidae
Gene: Sdhaf3
Product: Succinate dehydrogenase assembly factor 3
Exons: 2
Coding region: 8-364 (118 amino acids)
Biological process (GO): succinate metabolic process; mitochondrial respiratory chain complex II assembly
Cellular component (GO): mitochondrial intermembrane space; mitochondrion
Source: RefSeq, a predicted model, not a curated record